Molecule: messenger RNA, 5511 nt
Organism: Pogoniulus pusillus (Red-fronted tinkerbird)
Lineage: Eukaryota; Metazoa; Chordata; Aves; Piciformes; Lybiidae
Gene: MITF
Product: melanocyte inducing transcription factor
Exons: 11
Coding region: 99-1676 (525 amino acids)
Biological process (GO): regulation of transcription by RNA polymerase II; melanocyte differentiation
Cellular component (GO): nucleus
Molecular function (GO): RNA polymerase II cis-regulatory region sequence-specific DNA binding; DNA-binding transcription factor activity, RNA polymerase II-specific; protein dimerization activity
Source: RefSeq, a predicted model, not a curated record
GCUCGGCGGGAGUUGUAGUGCGCAGCGGGCGGAGGCGGCCGGGCCGGCCCCGGGGCGGACUACAAGUCCCAGGCGGGGCGGGCGGCGCUGCGGCGACGAUGCAGGCUGAGUCGGGGAUCGUGCCGGACUUCGAGGUGGGCGAGGAGUUCCACGAGGAGCCCAAGACGUACUACGAGCUGAAGAGCCAGCCCCUCAAGAGCAGCAAUUCCGAGCAUCCUGGCGCUUCCAAGCCUCCCUUAAGCUCCUCCAGCAUGACCUCACGAAUCCUGCUACGCCAGCAGCUCAUGCGUGAGCAGAUGCAGGAGCAGGAACGUCGGGAGCAGCAGCAGAAGCAGCAAGCAGCUCAGUUCAUGCAGCAGCGAGUACCCGUCAGCCAGACACCUGCCAUCAACGUCAGCGUCCCCACCAGCCUGCCGCCUGCCACCCAGGUACCCAUGGAGGUCCUCAAGGUGCAGACUCACCUUGAGAAUCCAACCAAGUACCACAUUCAGCAAGCCCAGCGGCAGCAGGUAAAGCAGUACCUCUCUACCACUCUGGCAAAUAAACAUGCCAACCAAGCCCUGAGCUUGCCGUGUCCAAACCAGCCUGGUGAUCAUGUCAUGCCACCUGGAACUGGGAGCAGCGCACCCAACAGCCCCAUGGCUAUGCUCACCCUUAACUCCAACUGUGAGAAAGAGGGAUUUUAUAAAUUUGAAGAGCAAAGCAGGGUUGAGAGUGAGUGCCCGGCUCUGAAUACACACUCACGAGCAUCAUGCAUGCAGAUGGAUGACGUGAUAGAUGACAUAAUUAGUCUGGAGUCAAGUUACAAUGAAGAAAUCCUUGGCCUGAUGGACCCAGCCCUGCAAAUGGCAAAUACGCUGCCUGUGUCUGGCAAUUUGAUUGACCUUUAUGGCAACCAAAGCAUGCCUCCUCCAGGACUAAACAUCAGCAACUCGUGUCCGGCUAAUCUUCCUAAUAUAAAAAGAGAGCUCACAGCAUGUAUUUUUCCUACAGAGUCAGAAGCGAGAGCGUUGGCUAAGGAAAGGCAAAAGAAAGACAAUCACAACUUGAUUGAAAGAAGAAGAAGAUUUAAUAUUAACGACCGUAUAAAAGAGCUAGGCACUUUGAUACCCAAGUCAAACGACCCGGAUAUGCGCUGGAAUAAGGGAACUAUCCUGAAAGCAUCCGUGGACUACAUCCGUAAGCUGCAGAGAGAACAGCAGCGCACGAAGGAGCUUGAGAACAGACAGAAGAAGUUGGAACAUGCCAACAGACACCUGCUGCUCAGAAUACAGGAACUUGAGAUGCAAGCUCGGGCACACGGACUGUCCCUUGUCCCAUCUACAGGCCUUUGCUCCCCUGAUAUGGUCAACAGGGUCAUCAAACAAGAGCCCGUGCUGGACAACUGCAACCAAGACAUGAUGCCACACCACACAGACCUGUCUUGCACUACCACGCUCGAUCUCACCGAUGGCACCAUCACCUUCAGCGACAACCUUGGAAACGUGACUGAACCCACUGGCACCUACAGUGUCCCUGCAAAAAUGGGAUCCAAACUGGAAGACAUCUUGAUGGACGAUACCCUCUCCCCCGUCGGAGUAACUGACCCACUCCUUUCCUCUGUGUCCCCUGGGGCAUCGAAGACGAGUAGCAGGCGGAGCAGCGUCAGCAUGGAGGACACCGAUCAUGCUUGUUAGCAUAUCCUUGGCACCCCUUCACAAACUGCUUUGUUUCCUGAUCAGUAGAUGAAAUGAUUUACCUUUUGUAGAAUUGUUUUUUAUUUUACUAUAUUUUUUCCCCUCCUUGUGCUUCAUCAGUAGCCCUCUCUCUCUCUCUCUCUCUCUCUGUGUGUGUACAUAUUAUAUAUAUAGGGUUUUUUUUUAGACUUUUUUUGGUGAAGAAUCUUGUAUAUUCUAUUUUAAAACUACCAAUGCCUCCAACACAUUGUACAGCCCAUGUACAGUAUCUGUGAACUGGAUCUGCCAAGAACUUUGAACUGCUCAAAACCUACUCAAAGCAAUAGAAUUACAAACGAAGAGUCCCUUUCUACUGGAGGAGAGGAGGGAGGGGGAAUUGUAGAAUUGUAAAUGCAACCUAUUUACUUGGAAACAAAAUGUAAAGUUCAAGAAUGUAAAGAAACCAAAAAGAAAAAAAAAAAAGAAAGAAAAAAACCCAACAAGAGAAAGUCCAAUUUGUUGUUGUAUUAAUUGACUAGCGCUGCCUUAAAGAUACAGUGUCCCUCAAACGUUGGUCUUGAUGUGACAAGGUGUUUAGGGGAAAAUCCCUACCCUACUCCACUCAGAAUCCAAACAACAAAGUGUUAAAGCAUCCUGAUUGUGUUGAUUGUGGUACAAAACGCUGCUGCUGAAAGUGGCAGGGGGAUGAGAGUCUCUUCCUCGGAGCGCUCUUUUCAUUUCACCUGGAGCUGAUUUUGGGUUUUCCUUUCCAUCACGGUUCAAGGUUCCAGUUGGUUUUCUCUCUUUUUUUUUUACCUUCUUAGGUAUUCUUUUUUUUUCAGUUGUGUAGCAGGCAUCAGUGGCUUGCCAGCAGCAAACCGAGCAGGAGCACUGUAAGUUGGCCACAUGCUCUGUGGACAGGAGAAAAAAGACAAGCAGAAGAUAGGUUUUUAUCAGCUGAACACAUUCUGUUGUACAUAUCUUAACUGGCUUUAUUUUUUGUAAUGGCAUUGUACAGGUUACUUUGAUUUGCAUGGAUACCUUAGUUACCCUCAACUUUUUGUUCUCAGUAUUUGUAUUUCAUUUGCAAGAGUUUUUUGUUGUUGUUACUUGUGGGUGGGGUUUUUUUUUUCCUCCCUCCCUCUUAAAUAUUGCAGCAUUUUUUUUUUUUCCCCUUGGGACAUUUUUAAAGCUCAUUGGAAGUUUUCUGGGUUCUUUGUAAAACACUUGAAAGGAAGCUUUUAUGCAGGGUUCUGUGUUUUAAAGAGAGAUUUUGAGAAUAUUUUGUAUAUUGCAGUCUCACUUUGCAAAUGUUUUUAAACACAUUUAAGGUAGAGUACAAAUUUUAGAUUAGGUAAAUAGAACAACUCUGUAGAGAAACUGAACUCACAUAUUUAUUUUUAGUGCUACAGACAAAAAGUAGUAAGAUGCUUGGAAACAUAACUAUGUAGUUAAUAUACCCGUUAGAGUAAUCUGUGUUUUAUUUCAGCACUGGCUGAUAGAAGACAACAGAAUGAAACAGACAAAUGAAAAAAGCAAAGAAGAAAACACAUAAACAGAAGAGUAAAUUACUGUAUCUGCAAAUAACUGUUACUUGAUAACGAUGUUAUUGAUUUUUAACAUGCAACCAUGUUGUAAAAGUAGUUUGGUGCAUUAUCUACUCAAGUGUAGUCCUAUGCAAUAAUGGUAGUUAUCCUUGUAUUAUACCAAGCCUAGGUGUUCUCCAGAGGUGACCUGUGGUGUUCCAAGCUAGAUGGACAGAGUGGAUUUCUCCAUAGCAGCCUACAGCUGACUCGCAAGCGGCAGGCGAGCGUAUCUGGUUCAGAAUGAAGUGCCUUAAACUCUAGUUGUAGUCUUCCUCGACUAGCACUGACUGAAGUGUGGUGUAGGAGAGAGCUUUAGGGUGGUGUUUUGUAGGACCUUGAGGUGUAGCAUGGUGCCUAUGGUAGUAAGCAAAGAGCUUCCCGUUCUCCUUUUGUGCUACACUGGAAGUGACAUAGGAUAAACGAAACGGUUAGGGACUUGAGUGCCAGUUUGGCAGGCUUUGGAAGGAAACCUUGGGCACAGCAGUUAGUGUUCAGGAAUCAAAUGUGAAUUGGGUAGAGAUGGGACAGCUGGGGACAAGGAUGGGAGGUCCCAUAGCUUGCAGUGCAGCUUGCUGAGCUUUCACCCAAACGUUUCCCCAUGGAAGAGUUCUUGAAGCAUGACCUGCCCAGCCCCACUCCUGGUGGUGAGGGAUGUGAGGCUGGGUGGGAUGUGGCUUGCUGAACAGUUCUGCAGGGUCUCCCUUCCUCUUGCUCUUCCUGAUGCUCUUGCUGGCUGUGCCCAGCCAUCUCUGUUUCUGCUUGAGCUGUGUGUUAGCAUUGAUGCAACCACUGGGUUGUGGCUUUGUUCUUCUGUUUUUUCACUUUCUGAAGGAGGAGCUGGAGUUAGAUUGUAAUGAUGCCUCCCCCCCCCCCAGCCAAGGCAGCUCUUGGGAAUGUGUCUUUCCUAGGGGAGUGAAGCUCUGGCCCAGGACAUGACCCAGGAGCCUGCAGGAUGCACCACAGCUGUCACGGUCCUCAGACAGGGAAGAAAUUCCCUGUGAGGCAGUUGUGCCAUCAUUGGCUCUGAGCUGCGUGUGCAGGCACAGGCUUCUGGUGCUGCCAUUUGGUGAUAGGUAAAGAAAAUCAGGACUGUAAAAUGCUUGUAGCUGUAGCACAGGGUUGGGUUACCCUUCCCCACUGAAAUGGGACAGCUGUACAGCAUUGUGCAAAAUCAGAGUGUGCACACUUGAGUGUAGUAACAAAACCACUGAGUGUAUGGAUUGAGGCUUUUGGGUUGAUGCCUGUGCUGGGCAUUCAGGAAUUGGAGUCUAGACUGUGGGAUAGAAAUAUUUUUCAAGCUCAUGUGAAACCACUGGUACUUGCAGCCAGCCAUGACUUCGGAUUCUGGGUGAAUGCUGUGUGGAGGUGAGUUAGGAUUCAAGGAAAACCAUUACAUCAAGAGCUGGACUUCUUGAUACAAGUCUCUGCGGCCCCAGCAGCUGUGCUGUGUGCUCUCCCUACGUUGUGUUGCUCUGGGGUAACACAGACUUGGCUAUGCCCUGCUCACUCUUCACCCCAUGUUUCCUUAGGCUGCAGCCUUCCUCUGAGUUUGCCCAUCCAUUGAAGGGAAGCAUGUUGAGACUGCAGUGGGGACAUCUCUGGGAGACACAGACCUCCAGACAGGUGCUGACUGGAGAUGUCUCUGCCUGUGUGCACAUUGUGGAGUGUGUGGCCGUGACGUUUUGCAGGGGCUCAGUGGCAGAGGACAGAGAUGGCAGUUACUGGCAGGGUUUGGUAUGAACUUAGGUGGGAGUGGGAUGGAAAAAGGUGUUGCCCGGUCUGAUGGCAUCUUGCAUGCUGCAGACCUUCCCCUGGGCGGGUGGACAGGAUACCUACCAGUUCUCACUUUGCCAAAGCCAUGCAACCAGCAGGAACAUGCAGAGUACCAUGAAGUUCUUCCUUACUGCUUUCGGCUUAUACAGCAAUAUUUAACUCUUACAACCUGUAAAAGCAAAAAGAAGGUACAUAAGGAAAGCACAAAGCACAAAAUAAUGCACUUACAUUUAUGUUGUUUGACAUAAAAUGCACUGGGGGGGAAGCUGAUGUUGAUAAUAGUAUAAAUACCUAUAUUUCUUGGAGAAGUGACAUUAAUUACUGCCUCUUGCUAUGAUGCUUGGUACUGUAAUGUUGAUAUUCAUCUGCUGUUGACUGCAGCAAUAAUUUGUGUAUGGUCCAUAGCACUGUAAAUUAUGGAUCAAUAUUAAUGUAUCCAAUGGAAUAAUUUGAACUGUUGUUCUUGAUAGAUGGAUUAAAGCAUUUGGUUUUUCACA